Sparassis crispa is the source of this 1476-nucleotide messenger RNA. RefSeq lists its product as hypothetical. The transcript has 4 exons. The record is from RefSeq and is a predicted model, not a curated record. Bases 1 to 1476 code for a protein of 491 amino acids. Lineage: Eukaryota; Fungi; Basidiomycota; Agaricomycetes; Polyporales; Sparassidaceae.
AUGCCUCUGGAUAUCGACCCCAACUAUGUUCUGCAGGCCGCACGACUGAUGGCCAUUGUUGCAGCAGCGCCUCACCAGGAUGACCCUCGCUAUCUGGACUGGGAGAUGAGGAUUUACCUCGAAGUGAGUCGGCUUGAAAAGAGUUUCCCGCAGCCCUUGAAGUCGUUGAGGAUGCCUGGCAUCAUCAUCAGCGCAUUGCUGGAAUUCACCCAGGCAUACCAGCAGAAGGCCCUGGCAUGGCUGGACCACAUAUCGAACGAUGAUGAGAGGAUAUAUAAGAGGUACCCUCUGGCUGUGAGCGAGUAUGGGGAGUGUGAGGACCUGGGAAGGCAGUGGUGGACUGAAGAUCCAUAUUGCAAGCUGCCACUGGUGAAGAGUACGCCAGCGACCGGCUCGGGCAAUGUGCCAGCCGAUGACAACACCCAGGGACGUGGCACGGAGGACUUGGGGACUGGGGACCUCAUCACCAAGGGGAAAGGCAAGGAGAGAGCUGUCAACGAUGCCGGGACAGGCAUGGUGGGUGAUCGUAUCGUCCACGUGGAGGUGGGGGAGGACAAGGGAAAGGGAAAGAGCAAGGAGAAGGUGCAGGGGAAGGCAGCGCAUGCGAUGAGUGAGGAAGAGGAUGAGAGAGAGGGAGAGGGAGAGGAGCAGGAGGGCGAGGACAAUGACGAUGCCAACAAUGAUGACGGUGAUGAGAACGAUGAUGCCGACAAAGAUGACGAUGAUGAGAUGGCGGAAGACGUGCCGAGUGCAGGCCAGCCCGAAUCCAUUGAGGUCGAUGUGGCGUCGCCUGCUCUGCCAACUGCCAGACCAACAUCGAUCUCACCAGCUGCCGCACCACUCCAAAAGUGCAAGGCCGUCAUCACGGAGUCAAGUGAGGAGAGUGAGAAUGAGGAGGCGGCUCUGAAGGUGAAGCAGAUGAAGCCGAUCGAGGUCACAAAGGAGAAAGGCGAGGCCCCGACCACCUCUGCUCAAGCCCAGCAUGUCCAGAACAGGAUGGCGCAGACUGAGGUGAAGGGCUUGAAGGUGAGCAGGAAGAGCGGGAAGAGGAAGGUGAAGAAGUCGAGCGAUGAAGAGGAAGUACUGACCACCAAGCUGCCAAAGAAGAAGCGUGCGACGAGAGAAUACAAGAGCAAGGAGUUCAUCGAAAGCGAAGAUGAGACUCCGGCACCGCCUUUCAAUCUACCUGCCAAGACUGCAGGAGACUCUAACGCGGGUGUUGCGAAGAUAAAUGCCCCUGCCAAACCUGUCAAACAGACAAUGAGGAUCACAGUGUCGCCUCAUGUCACACUGAAGGUGAAGGCAAAGGGGAAGGCAAAGGCGACGGGGAAGGUGAAGGCAAAGGCGACAGGGAAGGCAAAGGCGAUGGCAUCGCAGAAGGACAAGUGGAAAAAGACGUCCACCCACGUGUCUGACUUCAUGUGGGCACAUGCAACGGAUUCGCUCGUCCCUUGCGUCGGCUGCCAGGAGAAAUAG